Miscanthus lutarioriparius is the source of this 933-nucleotide messenger RNA. NCBI's taxonomy places the organism in Eukaryota, Viridiplantae, Streptophyta, Magnoliopsida, Poales, Poaceae. The record is from the annotation of a GenBank genome assembly.
AUGGCCACAGCCACCACCGCCUAUCAUUGCAACGCCGUCCUCCACCUCCCCAGACCUCCGCACUUCCGCCAGCUCCCGCCGCCUCUCCCCGCCCUCGUCACCCGCGGAGCCGCGAGCGCCGGGCUGGGGUCGGCUCGUCUCGGUCCGAGGGCGAGGGCAAGUUCCGUACCGCCACCGCCACCAUUUUUUGAAACCGUGGAAGAGGAGGAGGAGGAGGAGGAGCGUGGGUGGUCGGAUGCGGAGGCGGGCUUCAGUGACGAGGCGGAGGAUGAGCAGGAGUGGGCGGGCGGCAACGGCGCGGCGCGCGGGGAGGACCUGGGCGCGGACGCCGGCGAGGACCUCAGCGGGUGGGCGCGGCAGUGGCCGCGCCCGCGGGAACUGUUCGUUUGCAACCUCCCGCGCCGCUGCGACGUCCAGGACCUGCUCGAGCUCUUCACGCCCCACGGCACCGUCCUCUCCGUCGAGAUUUCACGCGAUGCCGAGACUGGAAUUAGUCGAGGAACUGCUUUUGUUACGAUGCGUUCUUUAGCAGAAGCUCGGACAGCCAUCAAUGCUCUGGAUGGCUUUGUCUUAGAUGGGCGUGAAGUUUUUGUUAAACUAGCAUCUGAUGUCAUUUCCAAUAGGAAAAAUGUGAACCUGGCCCAUAUAACACCCAUGAAGGACCACAUCUUCGAGAGCCCACACAAGGUUUACGUCGGCAACCUUGCGUGGUCUGUUCAGCCCCAAGACUUGAGAGAACUCUUUACUCAGUGUGGAACCGUUGUUAGUACAAGGCUGCUGACAGAUCGCAAAGGAGGCAGAAACCGAGUCUAUGGGUUCCUCUCAUUUUCUUCCGCUGAAGAGCUUGAGGCAGCGUUAAAGCUUCACAGAACGGUCUUUUUCGGACGGGAUAUCGUAGUAAAGGAAGCUAUUGUAGAGCGCCAGACACGCUGA